CGCAACGUUGACCAUCAAGGACACUAUUUAAAUUAUCCAAUAAUUUGAUUGUUAUUUAACUUGAUUUUUAGUAAAUUGUAGUUUUCCAUUUGAAUGAGAGGACUGAUUGUAAACAGAUUGAUUAAAUAUUGAUGUUCUGUGUUUUGUGUCAACUGAUUAAAUGUCUAACUCGGUGAAAAGUGUAUCAUCUUCACCAAGUGAUCAGGUUAACAAUCAAAUUAAUUUAUUGUUAACUGAAAGUGCGAUGGGCAAGGAGCGGGAAGUUAAUAAGGAUUCCCUGUAUCUUGAAUCAUUGGCACGUUACAAGGAGUUGAAAUCAAUUGGUUCGUGUCUACAUGGUGAUUGUGAUUCUGAUGGUUUAAUUAAACCCGAUUGGUUUGAUCAAAAGCUUUUCGAUAAAGGAAAAUCUUUGGGACAGAAAUAUUUUUUCUCCUCGUUUUUUGGUCAUCUUUGUGGUGUUUACGUACUAGUCCAGGUACCCUCGAUCUAUCAGCCUCUACUGACCACGGGAAACUCACGAACUGUGGCCAGUUUAUUUGCACGUUACCUGUCAACUCUCAAUCAUGUUAAAAUUUGGUAUGAUGGUGAUGUUUGGAAUCCAAGUGAUCCUGCCCAUCGGUCAAUCGUUUCCGUGCGAAAGGGUCAUAAGUUAGUUUCAUCUCGAUUGAAUUUAGGUAAACGUCAAGGUAUCGAUACUCUGGCCAUUUCUCAGUUCGAUAUGUUUCUAACCUUAUGGGCAUUUGUUGGUAACACUUUCCUUCAUCCUCAAGAAACUGGAUUCCCUGAUGAUCUGGACACUAUGAAAGCUUAUUUACAUUUUUGGCGGACAAUUGGUUACCUGUUGGGUGUUCAGGAUAAGUACAAUAUCUGUAACGAUGAUAAUAUGGAUCGAGCUGAUUCAAUGAUUAACCUUGUUUGGGAUCAAGAAUUUAAACCUUUGUUAAUUGGCCAUUUGAACCAGAAUUCUGGUCAAGAUAAGGGACAAAUCAUGUGCGACUCAAUUAUUGAAGCAAUGAGGUCAGUUUUACCGAUAUUGUCCACUUCGGCUUUCAUUAAAUACUUUCAAGAAAUUCAUUCAAUCAAAUCAACAGUUAAACUGGACAAGACUCAUGAUAAGGUGAGUUAUAAAUUGAUGAAGGUAACGAUGAACAAUUUGUUACCCUCGUUAAUUGCUGAUUCAAUUGCUAAUUUUUAUCUCAAACGAUCACUGGACAAUUGUAAUAAAAACAGAGUUAAAAUCGCUAAAUCACUUGAAGGUAUUGGACCAAUUAAUGAAUCAGACAAACAGCAAGUUGAUCAAUCGAUUGAUCAAAAUCCAUUAGAAACAAUCUGAUUUUCUGGUAAAUCACUCAAUCCAAACUCUUUGAUUGUUAACUCAUUUCAUUAAUUCUGUCCAUCCAAUGGCUUCACUGGCGAUGCACUUGUUUCAUGUCGAUAACUUUAAUCAAGUUUAAAUCUAUGGAACCAAAAAAAAAGAAACAAUCAAAUUA
This is a messenger RNA of Panonychus citri (citrus red mite), 1490 nucleotides long. RefSeq lists its product as uncharacterized. The transcript has a single exon. Bases 161 to 1333 code for a protein of 390 amino acids. NCBI's taxonomy places the organism in Eukaryota, Metazoa, Arthropoda, Arachnida, Trombidiformes, Tetranychidae. Gene Ontology annotation, molecular function: oxidoreductase activity. The record is from RefSeq and is a predicted model, not a curated record.